Molecule: messenger RNA, 757 nt
Organism: Oreochromis niloticus (Nile tilapia)
Lineage: Eukaryota; Metazoa; Chordata; Actinopteri; Cichliformes; Cichlidae
Exons: 1
Source: RefSeq, a predicted model, not a curated record
GCCAUUAGCCGCCUGGCCCGCAGCCAAUUCAGCCACCCUUCCACCCGUUACGCCUCAACCACAACCGUCACUGCAGUCCCCAGUGCAGUCUCCAGCAGUUCAGCCUUCCCCAGUGCAGUCUCCAGCAGUUCAGCCUUCCCCAGUGCAGUCUCCAGCAGUUCAGCCUUCCCCAGUGCAGUCUCCAGCAGUUCAGCCUUCCCCAGUGCAGUCUCCAGCAGUUCAGCCUUCCCCAGUGCAGUCUCCAGCAGUUCAGCCUUCCCCAGUGCAGUCUCCAGUGUCCCCAGUGCAGUCUCCCACUCAACCACCAGCUCCACUUUCUCCCCAACCGUCACUACUACCUCUAGCUCAGUCUCCUGUACAGUCGCCUCUAGUUCGGGUUCCUGUGCAGUCACCCCUAGUUCAUUCCCCUGUGAAGCCAUCAACUCCACCACCCACUCCUCUCUCACCACCACCGUUACUCCAGACAUCAGUUCAGCCCCUUGUGCCAGUGCAGAUGCCCUCAGUUCAGUCUCCCGUGCAGUCAUCUACUUCACCACCUCCAGUAGCUCAGCUCCCCGUGUCUCCAGUAGCUCAGCUCCCCGUGUCUCCAGUAGCUCAGCUCGCACCUGACCCAUUGGCCCAGUUCUCCGUAGCAGUUCGGUUUUCUGGCCAGCGUAACAUUAAGCCAGGGGUCCCAAUUCCCUCUGGCUCUACAUCUGCUCCUGCUGGAAGCUCUGAUGAGCCCAUCCAGCACUCCGCGGCUCCCAUGCCGCCACCU